Zophobas morio is the source of this 4959-nucleotide messenger RNA. It is a transcript of the gene enc, whose product is annotated as cAMP-regulated phosphoprotein 21. The coding region runs from base 432 to 3830 and encodes 1132 amino acids. Gene Ontology annotation, molecular function: nucleic acid binding. Lineage: Eukaryota; Metazoa; Arthropoda; Insecta; Coleoptera; Tenebrionidae. The record is from RefSeq and is a predicted model, not a curated record. The transcript is spliced from 14 exons.
GGAAACCAAACGAUAGAUUAUAAAAAGUUGUUAUUAAGGCAUUGUCGUGUGUGUGCUUCGAAAUAAAAUUACAGGUGUUAGUAAGUACUCAACAAGCUGAUUUUUCUCGCGCCGUCGCCCCUUAGUGCCCCACAAACGCUCGCCCUUUACCGCCUUCAAAAUUCCACUUUUUCCAGAAAUCUUACUCAAGACACAUCUCCUUUGUGUAAGUUUUUGGUUUUUCUGUGAUGACUUAAAAUAAUGGUGCUCAUGGAUUACUCCUCGAUCUCCGGAUUCGCAGUAGGUAACCUAUAUUGCUUCUACGAACCGCCGGCCUUCAGUUUUGGCAGAAAACAGCCUUUCUUCUAAUUCAUGAUAAAUAACCCCAUCGAAAAUUCAAACAAUGGAAACUGAAAUGUGUAGUUACCACGUACUUCGAGGCAGUUAACACAAUGCAACAGAGGGGAUACACGACAAUGAAUAUCGAAAAUGAAGAAAAAUCAUCUCCAUCCUCUCGAGGACGACACAAUUCUAAAUUAAAAGUUUUGGUUCGAAGUCACGCCAUCCGCGAAGAAGCCUCCCCUCCGCGCGAAUCCUCCCCCUCCCGUCUGAUCUCCCCCAGCAUCAAGGUCAUCCCUUCCACCGAAACGUCUCCGGCGCGCACCUCCCCUUCCGGCAACCCCGUCGUCGUCUUAAGCCCCUCGCUUAGCCAAGUCAACACUCCACCGCUGUCCCCCGCAUGCGCCUCCCCCACCUCUACUCUCGUGCCGUCGCCCACGGCGCGCGGUUCCCCCCAGAACUCCCCCCAGCACGAGCGGUCGGAGGGGGGCGACGACGUUUCGAGCCCGAAGUACCUCAACAGGCUGAACAGGCAGAACCUGGAGAAGGACGCGAGGAGGGAAACAGCUAGUCAUAACAGUAGGAAGAAGAUCAUUUGCGAUUGUUCGAAUCAAAACUGCGCUAAGUGCCGGAGCCAAGAGCGGAACUUCAACAAUAAUCUCACGAACGUCAAUAAUAACGUGCAGAGCUCAAACACGUUGACGGUGAACAGGGUGAACGCGAGGAACAAGCUAAGGCAGCAAAGCUCGUCGCAAGGGAGCUUCGAGGGAAGCUCGUCUAACUCGCCAUGCUUAUCUAGAGAUAGUAGUUCGGAACAAUACACGGAUACGUCAGGUGCUGAUCUCGAAGUGUUUAUACCUGAGACUAUUAACAGAAAUGCUAAAGAUAGAGCGUUCAUGCUGAGAAUCGAACAGGAACUAGUCAGUCUUGCCAAAGAUAAAACUAAAACUCACUACAAAUUUCCUCCGAUGUCGAGCUACCAGCGGAUGCUCGUUCAUCGGUGCGCGGCUUACUUCGGCAUGGACCACAAUAUCGAAUCCUCCGGUAAAUGCGUCGUCGUGAACAAGACGAAGAACACCCGAAUUCCCGAAGUAAGCUUCAAGGAGCAUAUAAAGGGGGACGUCGUGUUCAGCGAAGAGCCGAGACGCUCGAUACUCAAAAGGGACUCGAACAGCGUCGAAGACUACGGCUUCAAGUCCCCAGAUAGGCAAUACUCGCUGGAGAACCGGCGCAGCAAGAGCUUCGAAGAGCGGGAAGAAGAGUAUGCUAAAGUAAGGAGAAGAAUUUUUAAUAGAGAGGAGUUGUGUUUGUUGCGUCAGAUGCAGGAUGGGUCGAAUGAGGAUUUCGAGUGGGCCGAGAUGCCUUGGUCGAGUACCGACAGCGAUAAUUCGUCCAGGUUCAGGCUGCAGUUGCCCGAGCACGGAAGGCGGCUGGGGAAGUUAACUAAAGUUCUGUCCGAGGAAGCCGGCGAGACUUCGAGACCUUACGUCGCCAAAAGCUACAGCUUCGGCGGGUAUGCGGGGGUCCUGAACCGAGGCGACAGCGUGGUGUCGACCCACAGCGCCGGCCCCAGACUUUUAACAAAACAAGGUCAGUCCUUGAUACACCCAAACACACAGAGAUUCUUAGCGAACUUUGUGGUAGUCGAGGAAAGACUGUUGGCACUAGUAUUCCGUUUCUUCCUAGAUUCUGGAGCCAGUUCGGUCUCGUGGCGCUUGAGCCCCUCCAGCUCAGGCUACAAGUCACAGUCGCAAAUGUCCGAAUCUAUAACCCCUUCCCCCACGUCCACCCCCAACCAGAUCAUCGAGUCGGGCCGCCAGGACGAGCUAGCCCACGAUAAAGAAUCGAGCGAUUCGCGUAUAGUUUGGGCCGUCACGGACAUCCAGAGAGUACCGAAAGGCAGUAUUAUCAUAAAUCCGCAAACCGGAGAACCCAUUAAGAACGAGGAUGGGUCUCUUUAUCACUACGACCCCAACAAUCCGCCGCCGGGGUUCGUCAGUAACGCCUCUAAGCCGCCGCCUUCACCGAAGAAGAUCUCGCCGCAAGCGUCGCCGAAGAAACGAUCUUCUAAACUUUCGCCUAGUCAUAAGUCGCAUUUGACCAACAGUUCGACAAGUCCUAGUUUGCCUUAUUCCCCGCCUUUACCGCAUGUCCCGCAGCAGAGAAGUUUCCAGUUCGUACCAGGAAUGGGCGACGGUAUGUCCAUGGGACAGCAACAGUAUCCGGUGUAUGGGCCCGGGUACGCGCCGCCCCCAACCCACGAGAACGUGCAAUAUUACCAACAGCCGUGCAUCGUAUACACGACACCGUACAGCGUGCCGAUAUCGCCUCACUUCGAGGGGAGAAUGGACCCCCAACCGAUGAACGAGAUGAGCGGCAGCUACUACGACGGCACCCCGGCCCCUCAGACCCUUACAUAUCAGCAACCCCCGCCGUCAUAUUGGAACCAGCAACCCAUCACGUAUUUCCAGAAUGCUCCCAGUUCGAAUCCCACUCCACCGCAACGGUUUCCCGUCCACCCGCCGAACCAAACGAACUACAUGUCUUCAUUCCCUCAGAACUACCUCCCCCCGCCGAACCAAGCACCUCCGCCACCUCCUAGCACCGAUCUAGUCCCAGUCUACUCCCAACAGCCCGUCCAGCUCGUCUACUCUACGCAACCCAGCCAAUCCAACCCCCCCGUCAUGUACCCCAACCAGCCUAACAUCGUCUACGCGCAAAACCCCAUCUAUUCCAGCCCCAUGUACCCCUCUCAGCCCCUACCACCCUACCCUCACAACACUUCCACCCCCAACAGUUGCACGUCGUCGAUCUCUCACACGCAGUUUUCUAGUCACGUGCAGGAACAGAACCACCAGAACGUGAUGCAGUUGACGCAGAACAUGUCUCAGUUGAGUUUCAUGCAGAACCAAGCUCCGAACCAUCCGAAUUACGUCAUGAAUAAAAUGACGUCGCCACCACAUUUCGAUGUCAGGCAACAGAAGGCGUGCACGCCGAAGGGUGGCAAGUUCGGAAGCGGGCCGAAGGGGUUCGUGUUAGGUUCGAGCCAGAGUAGUACCGGGACGAAUUCGCCGGCAGCAACGGUAGUGGCGGGGUACUGUCCCCAGAACGCCGGCAUGUACAGGACGCCGCCGGAGACGCCUCCGAACCAGUACGGCUACGGACCCGGCUUUCCCGUGCCGCCAAUGCUGCUGAGACAGUUUUGUCUUCAGAUGAGCAACGUUCGCGCGAACACUCCCGGUACGGCCAGAAGCAGCCGGUCUCCGACCCCCGCCAGCGAGGUCUCGCAUUUCGACAGGCCAAGGAUACCGCCUCCAGCUGUAUAUCACGGUAUGCCUUACGUCCUUCCAACUGAUAACAGGAUUAUUCCUGGCAGAAAUCAACCCAACCCCUACCGGCACCCGCCGCCCGUGCAGCAAAGUUUCGGCCAUCAAGCUUCUGAGAACAAAGCACACAAAUCUCGAAAGUCGAAGGGAAAUAAACUGUCAGGUGUACCACCGAACGCAAAAUAACUAAGUCAACCGAUUUGAUUUUUGUAUAGUGUUAUUAAGAGAAAAAAAAAAUAAACUGUAUAGGUUUUAACAUCGAUUUUUGUGCUGCCCUGCAAUUGUUAAGCGUUAAGGUAAGAAGUUCCUUUUAAUUUAAGACGUCACUUUUAUUUAUUUAGCGAACGAUGAUGCCAUUUAUGAGAUUACAGCGUUUUUAGUUGCCACAAUAAACAAAUUUGCUCAAUUGUUUUAUUUCGCACAAUUAUUUUUCGUUGUAAUUAAUGAGAGUUGUUUUAUCGAUCGAUUGGCGUUCGUCUUACCUACAUGUGAAUUUCAAAACUGGGCCUCUUAAUGAAAAGACAAUCUAUUUUGUUGUACGCGAAUUGUAAAUAGAACCAUGAAGGGUCCAUUUUAGGUGUACACAUUUUUUGUAUUUACGAUUUUUUGCCUGAAAUGUGUUCAACUAAAAAAAGAUACAAUAAUUGACACUUUUUUUCCCUUUAAAUGUGAAUUAUGGACAUGCAACUGUUAUUUGUAAAUUGUAUUGAAUUUAUUAAGAAAUUUUAUAAAAACUGUUGAAUGUUUUCCUAUUUUAGAUCAACAAUUUGAUUAAUAUGUGUUAAGCUGGACAGUUUCUACGAUGAUUUAUUACGCGUGAUUUUUACUCGUUUAUGUUAAUAUAGUUGGUUGUUGGGUUCCACUCAGAAUUGUUGGUCUAAAAUUAAUCGGUAACGGAUUUUUUACCGUUCGAGAAAAUUCCAUCCAUUUCUAGUACUUUUUCCAAAGUAAUUUUACACACUUCAUAAUUCAAAUUGUAAUUUUUGAAGUCAAUUACAAUACAUAAGAAAAACUUAUCCGAUUUUCUGAUAAUACGAUGUGUACUUAAUUUUUAUGUAUGGAAAUGAACUUCUUGGAAAGCUGAUGUAAGUCGUUCUUCGUCUCGGAUAUCAGAUUUCCAGCUGUGAAAUAAAAACAAAUAUGAUAUGUACAUCAUUUUAAAAUUGAUAUUUUCAAAGUAGUAUUAAUCAUUGUUGUAGAAAUUUAGAAAUUCAUUUGUAUUUCCAAGAUAGUUUUUUUAUGUUUGUAAUGAUUUUAUUUAUUAUUUGUGUUCUAAUGUGCCUCGGACACUUGUAAAUUAAAGUUAUUUAAUAAA